Molecule: messenger RNA, 1486 nt
Organism: Cornus florida
Lineage: Eukaryota; Viridiplantae; Streptophyta; Magnoliopsida; Cornales; Cornaceae
Product: NAC domain-containing protein 55-like
Exons: 3
Coding region: 311-1261 (316 amino acids)
Biological process (GO): regulation of DNA-templated transcription
Molecular function (GO): DNA binding
Source: RefSeq, a predicted model, not a curated record
UCUACAACGUUUUUUUAUUUGAAAACCUGCGAGUUUUAGCUUUGUUUUGAGACUAAAAAAAAAAAAAAAACACACACACACACAUAUAUAUAUAAUAAUAAUAAAUAAAUAAAUAAUGUAAACCAUUUAACACUUGAAUGUUGCACAAAUCAUAAACCUGGCGGCGCAUUGGCUCACACCAAAGGAGUACCUACACCAGAUCAAGACCCCAACAGAAACCCCUGAAAAGGUUUGUGUCCUGUACAAAACCCUUCCCUCUCUCUCUCAUUCCUCUCGCUUUCUCUCUCUAAAACACUGUUACAAGAAUUGAAUGAACGCAACUCUCAGUUGCAUGGGAGAUCCGAAAAACAGAAAAAUGGUGUCCUUUUCACUCCCCCACUGUUGCCGAUUCUACCCUUCCGAAGACCAACUCCUAUGCUACCACCUCAGUAGCAAGAACGCCGAUGAUCGCCGAUUCGGGUGCGAUUUGAUCCGAGAAAUUGAUCUCUACGGUCACGACCCGUUCGAUUUGCCCGAAUCCUCUUGCUUCCACUUCAGUCGUGGAGGGAGGAAGAGGCACUGGUACUGUUACACGGCGAGGGUUUUGAAGGAGAGAGGGAGGAGGAGGGCCGGUGGUGGGUACUGGAAGAGUAGGGGUAGGGUCAGUGAUGUGUGUUCCGGUGCAGGGAAGGUUGUGGUGGGGACUAGGAGGACUUUUGUGUUCUAUUUGGGGAAUUCCCCAAAAACUGGCAAGCGGACCCAUUUGGUUAUGUAUGAAUAUACCCCAAUUGAUCAUAAUCAGGCUUCCUUUGUUCUAUGCCGGAUAUUUGCUAAAUCUCAUGCUGUAAAUAACAUAUUAGAGCAUGUUCUAAGUUCUUGUGGUGAAGGAAGAGUUGCAACCGUACGUCACAUUCGUAUUCAGUAUGAUGGGACCGUGCAUGAUGACAAUUCUGUUGAAAGGAAGAAUGAGGUUUUGAGAUUUCCAAUGGGAAUGGUUGAUGAGCUUGAUGAUCGAGUUCCUGCUGAGGCUGUCACUGUUGCCAGCUUUCAACUUCCUUCUAGCACACAGCCUAAUGAGCCGGUGAUGUCGUCUGGGCUUAGCGGCAAUGGCACGGUGUUCAUUGAUGAUUUGGCUACUCAGCAAUUAAUAGCCUUUUUAGAAGACAAUUAUAUAGAGUUGGAUGAUUUUUCAUACCCACCUUCAGGUUGUUCGGUCUCUGUGUUUGGGGGCGGGAGUGCUUGGUCGCAGGGGUUCCUUUGUCAUGAUCAAUUUCAAUGCUGAGGUUGAACUCAUAGUUCAAAAACCUGAAAUCCCCAAUGGGACAUUUAAUGGAGCAAAACAUCUGUCAAUUAUGAAGUUACCAGUAAUGUAGCUUGGUAUUUCUUCCUGUAACUUGGUAUAUAUAUCUUGAUUCCUUUUCUUGUUUAAUCUUCAAUCAUUUUCUUUUCUUUUCUUUUCAUAUAUAUACUUUUAUAAUUCUUUAAAUUAGAGUAAAUACUUGGAGAA